AUGGAGUUCUCCGCUCCCGCUCAUACCGCUCAGAGAACGUGCACACAGUGUAAAGCCAGCAAAAAGAAGUGUGACAAGGUUGCACCGAAAUGUGGUCGGUGCUUGAGGCUCUCUAUCAACUGUUGGUACCCUCAUACUGAUAAGCCUGGUGGAGCCGAGCCUGGCCUGGAUGGACGGGACCCUAGAUUUGAUGAAGUCUUCCGACGCCUUGAAAGAAUAGAGAACCAACUCCCUAGCACCGAAAGGUUCGCGACCCGACAAAGCUCAGUUGAACAAUUAUCAAGCCAAUAUUCCCUACCAAGGCCACUCCAAGAGUCUGGAUCUUGUGACUGGACCCUUAAUCCAGGAUCUCUAAAACCACAUUGGAUGACUUUCAUUCUCUAUGGGAGCGUGUUAAGAGUUACAACAGAGAAUCAAACUACGUUAGAGAAAAUCAUUCAUAAGUAUUCCGAACAUACUCACCGAUGGCUACCUAUAGUUUCACAGGCAAGGAUGGAACGAGGCAUAAAGGACUUCUGGAAUAUUGUGCCCGACCCGGGAUUUUUAAUGCUGGUCCUUGCUAUGCACUUACUCGUCACCCCAGUCUCUGAGCAUCCUAAAUCAACAUCGCUUUCAGACUCCUCAUGGUAUCGUGCUUGUAAGUACCACUAUGGACAGUACGUGUCCCUCGGUGAACCCUCGAUCGAGUUAGUCCAGGUCGGGAUACUUAUCGCGUUAUUUGAGCAUAUGCAGUGGGUGGAAGAUCGAGCGUUCGUCACCCUCGGAAUUUGUGCGAGGGUUGCGUAUGCGUUGAAAUUGAAUCAGGUUGCUUCACAACAAUCAGCUAGCCAGUUUAAAGAGAGUACACCGGAAUUGGAAGAGAUGUUAUUGACUUGGCGAGGACUCAUUUUGCUCGACAGGUAUAUAAACAUGCCUCCAUUCGAGUCUCCCCGGCAACCUGCAGUCCAACAGAAUCCAUUUCAACCCAGUUCUCUCGAGAAUGUCACUAAUUUCAACUUUAUUUCUGGCUUCAAGAGCAUUGAUGCACAAAUUCUCGAAGACUUCUGGCUGGAAGUUGAGGCUUCCCGGAUGCUUGCUCAGGUGCAAGAACUGGUUCGCGAGAAUCCCCAGAAAGACUCGUUUUUACGCGCCCGUGCUCCUCUGGUAAUGAGAAACAUCGAUGAGCUUGUUCGGAUUUUGAAAUCAAAGCAAGCCAAAUCAGGCCGGUUUUUCGGCCUUUGCUCCUGCUUUACUGCUGCACUCCAAUUGCAAUGUUCCUAUAUCUAUAAUCAAGGACCAGGUUAUCAUGAGAGCAUUGUGCAACUGAAGAUGCUCGGAGAAGAGCUCAAAAGUGUCGCAUCAGAAUGUCGACUGUUCAAUGGUUUCACUGAAAAUUACCUGGAAGGGAUUCGGCCAGCUUGGAUAUCUGCAGCGUACUUGUCAAUGAAGGCUCAGAAUAUGUUCUCUGUUACUGAAGAUGCACAAUGUUUGAUAGGGACGGCCAAGGGACCGUUUAUGGAGCUACUUCAAGGGGUUGCUCCGCGGUACAGGUUUGCAGGUCUGCCUCCUUUUGCAUCUUGCGGACAGGAUAACUAA
Lindgomyces ingoldianus is the source of this 1575-nucleotide messenger RNA. RefSeq lists its product as uncharacterized. Gene Ontology annotation, cellular component: nucleus. The coding region runs from base 1 to 1575 and encodes 524 amino acids. NCBI's taxonomy places the organism in Eukaryota, Fungi, Ascomycota, Dothideomycetes, Pleosporales, Lindgomycetaceae. The record is from RefSeq and is a predicted model, not a curated record. Gene Ontology annotation, biological process: regulation of DNA-templated transcription. Gene Ontology annotation, molecular function: zinc ion binding; DNA-binding transcription factor activity, RNA polymerase II-specific. The transcript has 4 exons.